Messenger RNA from Chrysoperla carnea, 1932 nucleotides. RefSeq names its product transmembrane emp24 domain-containing protein 5 (gene opm). Gene Ontology annotation, cellular component: endoplasmic reticulum-Golgi intermediate compartment; Golgi apparatus; endoplasmic reticulum. NCBI's taxonomy places the organism in Eukaryota, Metazoa, Arthropoda, Insecta, Neuroptera, Chrysopidae. The transcript has a single exon. The coding region runs from base 135 to 845 and encodes 236 amino acids. Gene Ontology annotation, biological process: intracellular protein transport; Golgi organization; endoplasmic reticulum to Golgi vesicle-mediated transport. The record is from RefSeq and is a predicted model, not a curated record.
UUUUUGAUCAAAAUUUAUUAAAAACAGGUUAUCGGCAUUAGGUAUCAAAUUCCAUUUCUAUAAUGAUUGUGAAAAUUUGUCAAAAAUAGUGAUUCAUAAAUUUAAGAAAAGUGCAAGAACUUUGUAAUAAAAAAAUGUUGGAUUUUAGAGAAAUUUUUGUAAUUUUAUUUUUAAUAACAUCAGUGCAAAAUGUUGCUCAUUAUUAUAAGGAAUUUACUGUGACUAUAGAACCAGGAACGGAUACAUGUUUUUAUCAUAAUAUUAAGGAAGGCCAAAGAAUCGAUAUCGAAUACCAAGUAAUCGAUGGUGGACAUGGUGAUUUAGAUAUAAAUUUUCAACUAGCCGAACCAUCUGGACGAAUAAUUUACGCCGAUUUUAAAAAAUCUGAUAAUGUACAUCGUGCUGAUAUUAAAACCACUGGCGAUUAUAAAUUUUGUUUCGAUAAUACAUUUAGCCGAUAUAAUUCAAAAGCGGUAUUUUUUGAGUUAGUGAUCGAAGAUGCAAACGCCGAAGAAAACGAUAAAUGGGAUGAUAAUUUGAAUGCCGACUUUUUAGAUGGUUUAACUAAAGAAGAAGUUUACGAUAUGAAAAUGAGUGAUAUUCAAGAUGUUAUCGAACGUGUUCGAUUACAAUUGAUUAAAGUGAAACAUAUACAGGAUUUAAUACGAACGCAUGAAGCUCGUGAUCGUAAUGUUGCCGAGGAAAAUUUUUAUCGUGUGAAUACUUGGUCAAUAUUUCAAAUAGUUAUUAUGAUAAUUGUGGGUAUUAUUCAGGUAGUCAUGGUUAAAAGUUUAUUUGAUAAUAGUUCGUAUGUAAUGAAAAUUUUAAAGAAAAUUAAAGAAUAAAAAACUGUGUUCUUUAUUAAAUUUAAGACAAAACUAGUCCUUAGUUUAUAAAGCUCAUUGUAAAAGACUUGAAAUCAGUUUUUUUUUAUCAUAUGAUGUGCUAGUUACUUAUUUAAGGCGAUUAAAAAAUUGAUUUCAGUAGUCCAAAAAAAAAAAAAUUCCUGAAGACUAGACAAUAAAUGAAUUUUAUUUAAGUUUUGAAUCGUUAAGCUAAUUACGUAGUAAUUUUAUAAAAUGUACAAAUUUUACUGUAAAGUCUUGAUAAAUAAACAAAGUUUGAGACGGAACUGAUACACAAUAAAAAUGCUGUAAAUAAUCUCAAAUUUGGGUUAAAGAAUGGUAGAUUUAGAAAUAUCAGUCUUUUUUAUACUAAUUUUUCGAUUCUGACAACAGCCCCUGUAUAAUACUACACGUGGCCUGAGACGUAAUACAAUGUUAAAACGAAUCAUCACAAUAAAAAAUAUAAUAACCCUUUCUUGAUCAAGAUUUGUCUUAAUUUCUUCUCUCGCUUAGCAUAAAUUCUACUUCACAAGAUCAGCCUAUUGAAAAGUACCUUUUUACGAAGUUUCAGCCUAAUUUCAAUCUGCGGGGCGAUUAAUUUUUAAGUAGCAUUAAUUAAAAUGGCCAUAUUUAUUAUUAAAUCAUACUUCGUUUAUUUUCUAAUCUUCAAAAUUUUCUGCUAUACCUGCAAUGAAUAAUUUUGUAUAAAAUUUUGCUAUUUGUCGUUGCUUGGAAAAUCGAACACAAAGAAAGAACUAUUCCAGCAUUUUUAAUUUCUUGUACAAUAUACUAUACUUGUCUCGAUUCGUGCGAAAUUCCACAGUGCGAUACCAGUGACUAAAAACAGGCCAGUGAUAAUUGAUACAAAAUAUAAACAGUAAUUUACUUUCUUUUUACUGUGCAGAGGCAAUUUGAUUACAGAUAUGAUAUACAAAUACAUACUACACACUAAACAAAAUUAUAUCUUAAUAACCAAAUCAGUGCGGUUCAUUUUUAGACCAUGAGUCUAGUUUUCAUCGUUAACCAGCGCGAUAAUCUUUAAAUUGAGAGACAAAUCGUGGAUUUUGAUAAAAGAAAAAUGAUAUAU